AUGUUCUCCGUGUUUCGCUCACGAACACCGUUCGUCCGUACCGCGUCUCGACUAUGUCGGUUCAAUAGCACGUCCACGACCAGCACGACCAGCACGACCACAGUCGAGAUUCCCCCCUCCGCCUCGACUUCUACACCCACAUCCCUUGCUGCCACUACGGUCACUACUGCCAUUACGCCUGGAACAAAAGCCGAUGGCGCUCUUCGUCCACAUCUGAACAUUCCUGUGAACCCGAAACAUGGACUCUUUGCGUUCUUCCGGAAGAAGGAAAAGGAUGGGGAGGUGCAGUAUGAGACUGUGGAGGGAGAGGAGGUGAUGUUGCAGUCUGGACGUGCAUGGGAGACUGCAGAGCUCAGGCGAAAAAGCUUCAGGGAUCUGCAUACGCUAUGGUAUGUCUUGCUUCGGGAGCGGAAUUUGCUCGCGACGCAGAGGCACGAGCUGUCCCGACUGGGGGCACAGAGGUUCAUUGGGAACGAGCUUAUAGCUCCUCAGGACGCGCUGUGCCGGAAAAGCAUGGCGCGCAUCAAGGGUGUUCUCCAAGAGCGUCGGCUAGCCUAUGAUGCGGCCGCGAAGAUCGUCAGAGAUUACAAGUGGGACCAGAAGAGGGAAGAGCAGAAGGCUUGGUCGACGCACAGGAGGGAGAAGAUUGCGGAGGCGAAGGCUCUGGUUCAGGCGAGGAAGGCGCGGUCGGAGACGGUACGACGGGCGAUGUUGAGGAAGCAGCAGGUUCGGGAGAAGAGGUCGCAGUCGCAGGACGUUGGGACGAAGGCGUUGAAGGGCCUUUUGUCGUGA
Molecule: messenger RNA, 792 nt
Organism: Stereum hirsutum FP-91666 SS1
Lineage: Eukaryota; Fungi; Basidiomycota; Agaricomycetes; Russulales; Stereaceae
Product: MRP-L47-domain-containing protein
Exons: 3
Coding region: 1-792 (263 amino acids)
Biological process (GO): mitochondrial translation
Cellular component (GO): mitochondrial ribosome; mitochondrial large ribosomal subunit
Molecular function (GO): structural constituent of ribosome
Source: RefSeq, a predicted model, not a curated record